This is a messenger RNA of Orbicella faveolata, 1824 nucleotides long. Its product is annotated as SRR1-like protein. Gene Ontology annotation, cellular component: nucleus; cytoplasm. The record is from RefSeq and is a predicted model, not a curated record. NCBI's taxonomy places the organism in Eukaryota, Metazoa, Cnidaria, Anthozoa, Scleractinia, Merulinidae.
UGGUCGAGGGAACUAGUGUAAAGAUUUCUUUCUACCGUUUUUAGUUUGGCUCUACUUUUUCACCAUAAACCGGGCGCUAUACGAAUCUUUUUGAAAACGCCGCCAUUUUUUCGAGGUUUGUUAUGGUGCCCAGGCCGUUCGCGGCGGCGCGAGCCAUGAGAUCUCGCACAUGCGCAGACGUUAUUCAGCUCUGUUGUGACUGGUAAGUUGAACCGUGAGCGGGGCCUGGGAACUAGUAUAGUGAACAAAAUGGCGGACGACGGCUUUCAAGUUGUAAAGAAAAGAAGGGGUUACAAGUGCAGAAGCCACAAAGAGGAAAACGGUUCUUGUGCAAAGCUGUGGAAAAGCCGAACGUCUAGCGAAACGAUAACGUGCGAUGCAAAUGAACUAAGGACGAAAAUCGAAAAAUGCAGGGCAGAAGUUUCAGGAAGUGACUUUUUUACAAGUGUCCGAGAAUUGUUUUAUAAUGGCUAUUGUGUGGAUAAUACCUCCAAUGUAGCAGAAUCUGAGAGACCAAAUACCAAAGUUAUCCCACAGGAGCCUUUCACUGAUAUUGUUUGUUAUGGAAUUGGAAAAUUAACGUCAUGUCCUAUAGCCAGAUACCAGUUUGCAUUUUUGCUGUUGUUGAAGGAAUUUCUCCAGAUAGCUGGCCAGUGUUUCAUCUAUGAACCUCAGUUUUCAAAGGAUGAUAAAAGUUUGGUUGGAGAUUUUGGAUGUUCUCUUAUUGAACACAAUGAGGAAGGAAAGAGGAAAGUGGACAGUUCAACAUUGUUUUUCAUGCUUCAUUGUGGAAAACCUCUUUAUAACAGUGUUCUGUGGGCUAACUGGGGUCCAGGAUUAUCCAAUGUUGUCAUUCUUGGAAACAGGUUGACAAGUUAUCAAGAAAGAUUGCCUUCAAGACAGCUAAGAACUGAGACACCUUAUAUCUACAAUAUUCUUCCAUACAUGAUGGAAACACCAAUUCCCAACACUUUUCAUCAUAGUGACAUUUUCAAUGACUCAGCAAUACAUUGGUUUCCGACAGAAAUGUUAGCAUCAGUGCCUCAAGCUCUGUGGAAAGACAAUGAUGAACCAGUAUACGAUGCAAAUGAUCCUGAAAUAGUGACAACGAUUGAACGCACUGCAGUUUCAUAGCUUUUGAAAAGUGCUGAUCAUGUCCUGUAAACUCUUCGGAAAAAAAUUGUGUCCCUUAAGGGUUUAAUAAAUUUAAAAAUACAAUAUUUAGAGAGGAAGCUACAUCAGCCAUAACUGGUUCUCUUGCGUUCUCUGUAUCCAGAUCGAGUUGGUUUUACAGCAGGAGGAAAAACUGGAGUACCUGUCGUCUAGUUCUGGCUCUUUCUCUUUGUCACACGACGCUUAACAACGCUCUUGUAGCAGACAUGCCACACGUCACGUUGUUGGGACGCGAGUACUCUCACCACUACUGCUCGCUAUGUCCCGGGGAUCGGGGGACCGGGAUUUCAGUUGACUGAUGUUGAUGACUGAUUUCAAUUGACUGUGCAUAACUGAAAAGAUCUUUUCCUCCUGCAGAACUUGAGUACAAAAUUUUGGUUCUACUUCGUCAUUGGUCAAUGUCGCUAAGGAGUCACGUGAGAUAUGCGCGCGAAACCAGAGCGGUCACUUGCAAGCGAACUUUAGAGUAGUUGCACGUAGAAAUAUUUAUCAUGGCGAAAACAAACCAUCCAGAAGAUCCCGACGAAAUACCGAAGGAAAAUCCCACUGAGGAAGUCGAAGACGACCUUCUAGAGGAUCCUGCACUCGACAAUAGCGACUCGCUAUUGAGAGUACUCACUAAUUUGGACCGAAACAUGGAUCACAUGGCGG